This is a messenger RNA of Drosophila erecta, 1601 nucleotides long. RefSeq lists its product as uncharacterized. NCBI's taxonomy places the organism in Eukaryota, Metazoa, Arthropoda, Insecta, Diptera, Drosophilidae. Bases 153 to 1577 code for a protein of 474 amino acids. The transcript has a single exon. The record is from RefSeq and is a predicted model, not a curated record.
GUGCAGUCACUUUUUCACUCCUGUCACAUUUUCGCUCCACUUGGCCCUUUGGAAUCAGUAUUUUAGACAAUCGAGCAGGCAACACACACUGAAAAAUUUAAUGUUAGCUUAGAGCUUGAUUUGGGGAAAACAGUUCUAGCACUUUCAGCGUGAUGAACGAGGAACUCGCCAAUCCGCCCGUCGAUCCGAGCAUCGCUCAAAGUGACUAUUCGCGUGGUCGGUUCCUGAACCAGAGCUCCAUGACACUGACUCAGGGAUUCGACUCCACCCGGCUGCUUUUCAGGGGCGAGAACUUCCAGCAGACGCGCAGCGAACAGGAUUACUUCUUCGACUGCCAAGAACCGGGUGAGAAUUCGCCGAGGGAGGGCCGCAGUGCCACCAGUCGGUGCAGGCUGGAUGAUCCGGCAGCGAUACGAGAGGCCCUGGAACGGGCGGCCAAUGCCACUCAGAUGCUACUCAAGAACUUUGACACGGCCGGUGGCUGGAAUCAGCCGUGUGCCGUCACCCUGGAGUUGACCGCUCGGCUGGUUGACCCCAAGAAGGGUCGCGCUGGUUGCCCGCUGCACGGGAAGCCAGUCACCGUCCAGAUGCCGCUGGAGUUCAAUCCGCAGAGCGGGAAGGUGGCCAGGUGCCAGCAAAGGAAGCCGCCGGCCGUCAGGAAUCAAAAAGAGUCCAUCUGCCAGUGCCGCUCGCAGCAGCAUAUGCGUUCCGCUCCAAGGGCUCCAAAGCCCACCUCAGGUAAAUCCGCCAGCGAACACUUUCGUCCACGUGAAUCGCAACAGCUAACCGAAGGGACCGCCAGUUCGAUCUACAUGGGAAGCUGUGGGGAUUCAACAUCUCACUAUACCCGUUGCGCUCCGGCCACUUGUUCCCGCUGGCACGACCCGGAGGCACGGGAGGUGAUCUCUAUAUGCUACUUGCCCGUGCAAGACAUCGAACCAGAGCCCGUUCUUAUACCAGAGGCACUGCCAAUUGAAGAAUCGGAGGUGGAGCUAGUUCCAGAGGCCCCGCAGGAGCACUUGAUAAUCUAUGCUCCAGAGCCGGACCAGCAGUCCACCGAGUCGAAUGAAUCCGAUGAGCUGUUGUCUAGCGAGGAGGAGAUAUUAGAACCGCAACCGCAGGAAGAGACGGGACCGCCGCCGCAAGAAAGGGCGCCGGGUAGCAAGCGGUACUACCUUGCCCUGCCCCAAAACAAGGAGUUCUCCAACUGCUCGCCCUGCCGCUUCGAUCCCAGUCCCAUUAUGGACGAGGAUGGCAAUGUUUUUUGUCCCGGCAACUGUGGCUGCUGCAUGUGUCCGUGGAAGAAACGCUCUUUCGCUACUAACAAAGAGCACACCAAUGUCAAGGUUUGCCGCUGCGUACAGCGCGGCACCAUCUUCACAAAGUUCGAGGAUCGGGAGGUCUGCAGCCAGACCUCCUACUUCGACUUUUGUCCGUGCCGCGAAAAGGCGGAGGCCAAGUUCUUAGAGUUGUACCACGUUGAUAUGUGGUCCCGUCCGGAAAUUACGCGGGGUCGCGAGAUCCGACUUACGGAGAUCAGGGAACUGCUCGUCCCCACGAGCCAUCCAAACGAAUAAAAUGUGUUUGCCCAUCGAAUCAAA